This is a messenger RNA of Peronospora matthiolae, 1242 nucleotides long. NCBI's taxonomy places the organism in Eukaryota, Oomycota, Peronosporomycetes, Peronosporales, Peronosporaceae. The record is from the annotation of a GenBank genome assembly.
AUGCUGCUCUUGCCGCUGUGUCAGUGGAGCGCGAUCAACUUCGGGAUGAUCCGGCUGAGUUGGAAGCUGAAGCGCGAUCAGGCGUUGCGCGAUCGCGACGUUCUUCGAACGAGCAUUGCCGCGCUCGUUACCGGACCCAGUUUCUCUUCUUCGUCCCGUCCAAUUGCGACGGCCUCAUCUACGAGUGCUUGUGUCAAACGACCUAGUACUUUCGCUCUAACUCCUCCUCCGCGGACCAAGAGCGUCAUAAUCAAGGCUAACUCGCAGUCGGUCGUCAAGGUGACACCCAAGACUCAUUCUCCGACUGCGUCCGGUACCGUCGCCGAGCCUUCUCCGCCGUGUAAAACCCCGAAGAACAACCCUUCCCGAUCACCCCACAGUUCCACACGAUCUCACGCAAAACUUAUGCCCAAGACUCCCGCUCUUCCCGGACCUGAUGUUCGAAAAGGCAAAGGCAGAGCGCGCAAUCCGACGCCUGCUCCAGCUAGCUCGGAUGAUGACGAUUCAUCGGAUGCCGGGCCUCGAACCUUGGCUGCACUCUCCCGAUCACGCUCUUCUUCACGGCGUAAAUUCCCGUUGGGUAAUCCGACGACUCCGUCUUCUACGUUACCAGAGUUGAUGGUAGUGGAUACCUCCAGCUCGGAUGUGGAUUCUCCCACCUCCCCAGUUGUCGCUCCCCUUAGGCCAAAACCCAAGGUUUACAAGGUCGACUUGUUUGGCAAAGCUUCUAUCAGUUCGGAGGGUCCGAUCAGCGUUACGGAAGACGUCCGAGCCCCAGCCAAUAAUCUGUUGUCUUCGGCCGAGUCCAAAGAUCUUCCCAAGACUAAGGUGCCCCGCGAUCAGUGGAUACCCGGGUAUCACUGUCGCGUACCAAAAUCUUCUGUUCAAGUUUCACCUUGGUCUGCGCGCCGGGUGAGCUGGAUUAGCGUGUUGGAAUUGGAUUUGGAGUUCUUCUAUCGCCAUCUCGCCAGGCCCAAGCAUUACCCUUUUCCAGCCUCUCCUGCUGUAUCGAAAGCACCUCCCAUGUCUGAGUGGUCUCCCCACUUGAUUUCUUCGGCGCGGGUUGCCGCGCUUUAUCGCCAGGAGCCCUGGAAAUCUUUGCGCGUGAAGAUUGCGCCCAUUCCAGCCCGUUGGGUGGUUCGAGCAGUUGCUGGACCUAUACCACUCUUUCGAAGAGCGCUAUAUCCAGACGUUGUGGGAAUCAACCCAUACCUUGCCCAUUUCUUCCGCCGAUCGGGUUAA